CUAAGAUUUCCAACAGAACCUAAACGCAUCAUCUCAGAAUGUCCCUGAAGGCAGCAGGAUCUGUGCUUCUCUUCAAGUUUUAUAAAAGUUUUUAAUAAAACUGUGACUAACGAAUCAAACUGUUAAACUAAAGGUCCAGAUGAAUGCUGCCCUCAGCUUCAGAACAGUUCCACCACAGAGAGGAGCUCUGACAGAACCCAAAGCAUGAUGGGAGGAGUCCCUCCCCCACCUGAGCCCAGGUGAGGCAGGUGUAUAAAGGAGCCUUUCUCUCGCCUCCAGCAGCUUCACACACUGACAUCUUUGUCACAAACUGGGAUUUCCUGCAGGAAGAUGGAGGCACUGCUCACACUCUGCAUCCUGCUCAGCUUCACUGCUUCAGUGUCGACUCAGACCAUCACAACCACCAUCAGAACCAACAGCUCAGAACCUCCUGAACCCAACACCACAACUGGUCCUGGUCCUGGGGUCACCACUGAUGGACCAACAACACAAACCAACCAGACCACCAACCUGGCCUCUGUCUCUCCUGAACCCAAAACCACAGGAGACACCAGAACCAGUAACACCUUAGUUACUGAUGGGUCCACCAACCCAACAAAGCUCAAUCUUACCAUCGCAACCACCUCUCCCAACACCACACUGGACCCAAACAAUGGUUCCUCCGAGACCACAACCAGUUCUCCUGAAAACACAACAGAGACUGGAACAACAGUAACACCAAGUCCCAACCAGACCCGGACCCCUGACCAGACCAGGACUCCAAGCUCAACCAUUCCCCAGAAAUUGACAACCCAGAACUCAGUCCAAACAACGACCCAGAACUCAGUCCAAACAACGACCCAGAACUCAGUCCAAACAACGACCCAGAACUCAGUCCAAACAACGACCCAGAACUCANUCCAAACAACGACCCAGAACUCAGUCCAAACAACGACCCAGAACUCAGUCCAAACAACGACCCAGAACUCAGUCCAAACAACGACCCAGAACUCAAACCAAACAACUACAAGCAGGAACCCAACUGGUACCGCCCCAACAGCCAGCAGUGCUGGGGGGGUUCCUGGAUGGGGAGUAGCUCUGCUGGUUCUGACUGCUUUGGUUCUGCUGCUGCUCCUCCUGCUGCUGUUAGCCCUGGUGAGACCAUCAUCUUUCUACUUCCUGUGUUUAUAUUCUACUUAG
Messenger RNA from Austrofundulus limnaeus, 1179 nucleotides. RefSeq names its product cell wall integrity and stress response component 4. The record is from RefSeq and is a predicted model, not a curated record. Bases 331 to 1179 code for a protein of 282 amino acids. Lineage: Eukaryota; Metazoa; Chordata; Actinopteri; Cyprinodontiformes; Rivulidae. The transcript has 2 exons.